Molecule: messenger RNA, 3870 nt
Organism: Zootermopsis nevadensis
Lineage: Eukaryota; Metazoa; Arthropoda; Insecta; Blattodea; Termopsidae
Product: elongation factor-like GTPase 1
Biological process (GO): cytosolic ribosome assembly
Cellular component (GO): ribonucleoprotein complex; cytosol
Molecular function (GO): GTPase activity; GTP binding; ribosome binding
Source: RefSeq, a predicted model, not a curated record
UACAUUCUGCGACUGUAAACUCCGGUGAUAAACCAUGUGCUCCUGUCUUGGUUAAUGCAAAGUAUGUUGUCGGCCUUGGUCUUUCCAAAGUUGUAAGUUUUGUAACGUUGAAUGGGAAAGAAAAAAUAUGACUAGUGAGUUAAGAGAAAUGUUGGAGGAGAGUGUAGAGGCCAGACAUUUAUUUGCGGAACUUGAAGGGGGGAAAAAUCAUUCAUUUUUGUGGUCGUAUGGUCUGAAUAGAACCGAGAGCUAGCCAUCGAUUACGAGUUACCUGCACUGUCACCAAGUGUGUUUAGGUUUGUUCUUUGGCUUAACAUACGCAUGAAAACAGCCUGGAAAAUUUGAUCAAGAUGAGACUUCUUAAUCCCCAAAAGUUAAAUGAACUACAGAGGAACCCAAAUAGAGUACGUAAUAUCUGCAUCCUUGCUCAUGUUGAUCAUGGAAAAACUACACUGGCUGAUUCCUUGGUGGCCACCAAUGGAAUUAUCUCUCCAAAAAUGGCUGGUAAACUAAGAUAUAUGGAUAGUCGUAAGGAUGAGCAAGAGCGUGGAAUAACUAUGAAAAGCAGUUCCAUUGCCUUAUUACAUAAUAAAGGUGGAGAAGAAUAUCUUGUUAAUUUGAUAGACUCUCCUGGUCAUGUGGAUUUUGCAUCAGAAGUGUCAACAGCUGUAAGGCUUUGCGAUGGAGCUGUUGUGGUGGUGGAUGUUGUGGAGGGAGUGUGUCCGCAAACACAGGCAGCUCUGAAGCAGGCAUGGUUAGAGAAUAUUCGUCCAGUAUUAGUAUUGAACAAGAUGGAUCGUUUGAUCCUUGAAAUGAAAUUGUCACCUCUGGAUGCGUAUGUUCAUCUCACACAAAUCUUGGAACAGGUUAAUGCUGUUAUGGGAGAAUUGUUUACCAGCGAGGUGUUGGGUCGAACAGUACCAGAAAAGUCACAGUCGCAAAUAGAUCCUGAUAAAGCAAGUAGCCUGUUAUAUGACUGGAGUGCAGGGCUUGAAGAUGCGGAUGAUUCUCAUCUGUACUUUUCACCAGAUCAAGGGAAUGUCAUUUUUGCCAGUGCCGUGGAUGGUUGGGGUUUUGGUAUAGAACAUUUUGCAAAAUUAUAUGCAGAUAAACUAGGUGUUAAUGAAAAAGUCCUACAGAAGACUUUGUGGGGAGAUUUUUAUCUUCAUGGUAAAACAAAACGAGUGAUGAAGGGUGCCCAGGAAAAAGCCAAGAAACCUUUGUUUGUCCAGUUUGCGUUGGAGAACCUGUGGGCUGUUUAUGAUACAGUUGUCAUUAGGAAGGAGAAGGAUAAACUACAAAAGAUAGCUGACAGCCUAAACAUCAAGUUGACUGUCAGAGACAUGCGUCACACAGAUGGAAAGGUGCAAUUACAGGCCCUCUGUGGACAGUGGUUGCCACUUGCCAAAACAUUAUUAGAUAUGGUGUGCACAAAAUUACCUGCUCCAUGUGAAAUAACAGAAGAAAAGGCAGAGAAGCUGAUGUGCUCUGCAACUGAGAGGUUUGACAGUUUACCAAGUGAUACUCAGAAACUGAAAUCAGUAUUCAUGGCAUGUUCGAGUGAUGAAGAUGCACCUGUGAUUGUAUUCAUCUCCAAAAUGUUUCCAAUGGAACGCAGAUGUCUUCCCCAGUAUCGUUCACAUCCAUUGACAGCUGCUGAGAUAGCUGAACGCAGGGAGAAGACUCGUCUGCAACAUGCACAAAGACUUGCUCAGAGUGAAACUCCAUUUUCUGUAGAAGGUUGUGGAGAUUAUGUGAACCCAGGAACUCAUCUUCUUUCAUCUGGAGAUCAGAUGAAGAUAGAAGAACAGAAGGAACAGGAACAGAAUGAUGCCGAUGCGUUUAUUGCAUUUGCACGAGUCUUCAGUGGCACAAUUAAGAAAGGGCAGGAACUCUACGUGUUAGGGCCUAAACAUGAACCACAGUCUGCGCUAGAAAAGUUAGAAAGUGGGGAGGUGAUUAAUCCUGAUUUAACUCUUAAGGAUCUGAAAUCAGGACAGCACAUUACUAGAGUUAAAAUUGAUCAACUGUACCUGUUGAUGGGAAGGGAAUUGGAGACUUUGGAUUCUGUGCCUGCUGGAAAUGUGUUUGGUAUUGGAGGCCUAGAAGAGCACGUAUUAAAAUCUGCAACUUUAUCUUCUACUGUAGCAUGCCCAGCUUUUACAGAAUUAGCUCAAGUUGUAGUACCGAUCGUACGUGUAGCUGUGGAGCCAACACACGCUCAGGACAUGGCUGCCCUAGUACGUGGACUGCGACUGUUAAAUCAGGCUGACGCCUGUGUGCAAGUCAUCGUACAGGAGACAGGUGAACACGUUCUGGUCACUGCAGGGGAGGUACAUCUUCAACGCUGUCUGGACGAUCUCAGAGAGAGGUAUGCAAAAGUGGCAAUAAAUGCUUCUGAGCCCAUCGUUCCUUUUCGUGAAACUGUAGUUGUUCCGCCAACUGUGGACAUGGUCAAUGAGGCAAUUCAAGAUCAGAAUACAGCGAGUAAGGAUGGAGACAAAGAAAAUGCUGGCGAAGUAAUAACUUUGAGUACGUCUAACAAACAUUCGACAAUAAAGAUCCGUGCAGCGCCUCUCCCGACAGAAGUAACAAGUCUUCUUGAGGUUCACGCAGAUCUUCUUAAGGCAGUCGAUAAACAUAUUCAUUCCGAAGCCGGCCAGCAGAAUAGCGAGAUGUUUGAAGACUCUUUGUCAGAAAGUCAAAUGGUGCUCACGGAAAGAACGCUGAAAGCGAUCGAGACGUUGAAAGAGAAACUCAAGGAUGCAUUUUCUAGUGCUGGUGAUGAGUGGAAAUGUGCAGAAAGUCAAAUUUGGAGUGUAGGUCCACGGCGAUGUGGUCCUAACAUAUUAUUAAACAGAAUACCCGCAUACGAUCACCCAUCUGUAUGGCAGAGGUUACGUGGUUCAGAUCGUCGUUUAGAGUAUGAUAGCAGUUUUGUUAACGGCUUCCAGUUGGCUACACUGGCAGGACCUCUGUGUGAGGAACCAAUGAUGGGCGUUUGCUUUAUUGUUGAAGACUGGACACUUGCUGAGGAGACUCAACUGGAUCACCCAUCUUCACGUGAGACUACAAGCAGCAGUCAACCCUACGGGCCCUUUUCAGGACAGAUUAUGUCUGCAGUGAAAGAAGGUUGUCGGAAGGCAUUCCAAGCUCGGCCCCAGCGACUCAUGGCCGCUAUGUACAGUUGCAACAUCCAGGUCAAUGCUGAAGCGCUUGGUAAAAUGUACGCUGUGCUCGGACGUCGCCAUGGACGGGUUCUUCACGGCGACAUGCAGGAAGGAUCUAGCACAUUCACAGUCACCGCUGUGCUACCCGUCGUCGAGAGUUUCGAGUUUGCUCCCGAGAUUCGCAAGCAGACGUCAGGGCUGGCAAGUCCUCAGCUCGUCUUCAGCCAUUGGGAGGUUAUUGACAUAGAUCCAUUCUGGACUCCUCACACAGAAGAAGAGUAUCUACACUACGGAGAGAAGGCAGACUCUGGAAACAGAGCUCGUCGUUACAUGGAUGCUGUGCGCCGUCGUAAAGGACUUGCAGUACAGGAGAAAUUGGUUGAAUUUGCAGAGAAACAGAGGACACUUUCAAAAAACAAAUAAAUUUCUUAUUACGUUAGGUUGACAGGUCUACACAACAAUUCUUGAUUAUAGUUCCAGUGUUUAAGAGUCCGCUGAUUGUUUUGACUGUAAUUGGAAGAUGGCCAAUUAAGGUCGAAACAUAUAGUGGAUUCUUAAUAAACAUUGAAACUAGAAUUAACACUUGUUGUGUAGACGGACUGUCAGCCUAAUGUUCAAUACACAACAGGAUGUAUCCUGUAAAACUCAAAUUACUUGUUAAUUGUAUAUAGGAUUCAUAUUAAAGCCUGUGUGUAACCUA